Molecule: messenger RNA, 4111 nt
Organism: Solea senegalensis (Senegalese sole)
Lineage: Eukaryota; Metazoa; Chordata; Actinopteri; Pleuronectiformes; Soleidae
Gene: traf6
Product: TNF receptor-associated factor 6
Exons: 8
Coding region: 95-1819 (574 amino acids)
Biological process (GO): protein K63-linked ubiquitination; regulation of apoptotic process; regulation of canonical NF-kappaB signal transduction
Cellular component (GO): plasma membrane signaling receptor complex
Molecular function (GO): zinc ion binding; ubiquitin protein ligase activity; tumor necrosis factor receptor binding
Source: RefSeq, a predicted model, not a curated record
AAAAGAAGACUCGAAAAACGUAGGUGACGUUCGGGGAAAGAAAAAAAACAGGAAAUUCUGUGAAAACGAAAAGUCUGAAGUUUUUACCUCCAAGAUGGCUUGCUUUGAAAACAAUAAGAGGAGUGUGGAGGAAGACAGUUUUGAAGGAGCUGUUGAAGAGCUGUCUAGUUGUGCUUUGGCAAUGCGGGAAAAGGAGAGAGAAUCCAUUCUCAGCCCACCAGAGAGCCCCGGCACCUUUAUCAUGAGCACAUCCAGUAGUCUUCAGGCUGCUGCCCCCCUCCAGGGCUAUGAUGUGGAGUUUGACCCACCCCUGGAGAGUAAAUAUGAGUGCCCUAUCUGUCUCAUGGCUUUGAGGAAUGCCGUUCAAACACCCUGCGGUCAUCGUUUUUGCAAGAGCUGCAUUGAGCAAUCUAUUCGAGAUGCAGGACAAAGAUGUCCUGUGGACAACGAGAUGCUUUCAGAAGAUCAGCUGUUUCCUGAUAACUUUGCCAAACGGGAAAUUCUGUCGUUAACUGUUUGCUGCCCAAACUCUGGUUGCCUUGAAAAAAUGGAGCUACGACAUUUAGAGAAUCAUCUGGCUCAGUGUCAGUUUGCCACUGCACCUUGCCCACAGUGCCAGCAGUCUGUGAGGAAGAGCCACCUAGAGGAGCACACGACUCUUGAGUGCCUUAAGAGGCCUGUGUCAUGUCCAGAUUGUGUAGCACGUUUUGUUUAUGAGGAUAGAGAGCUUCAUGAGCAGCAGUGUCCUUUUGCUAAUGUGAAGUGCCAGUACUGUGAGAUGGAUCUCAUCAGAGACCAGAUGGAAUCUCAUUGUGAUACAGAUUGCCCAAAAGCACCCAUAGCCUGUAACUUUAGCACCUUUGGAUGUAAGGAAAUGAUGCAGCGCCAUGACCUGGCUCAGCACAUGCAGGAGUUCACACAGAUGCAUAUGUGGUACAUGGCAGAGUUCCUGCGUGGCCUUAGUCUAAAUGGCACCACACCCAAAUCCCUAAGGGCUCAUGGACCCUCUGUUAUCUCUGAGGAUCAAGGGGCUGCAGCAUCAGUAUUACCCUCUAGUGGGCCCAGAGUAGCUGCAGGCUGCAGCAAUAGCAGCAGCAGCAGCUGUGCUCCAUCUCAGCCUAGUGAAGAGAUUCAGCAACUCAGAGAGAUGGAUGGACGAUUGGUUAAGCAGGACCACCAGAUUCGAGAGCUCAUAAUCUUAAAGGAAACGCAGGCAGGCCAGCUUGCAGAAGUCAGGCGUAGGGUGUUGAUGCUGGAGGAAACCGUGAAGGAGCUGGAGGCCCAGCAGUGUCGGGGUAUCUUCAUCUGGCGCCUCAAAGGUUUCUCUGCCCUCCUGAAGAAACAAGAAGCAGGACUGCCGGUGGUGGAGCACAGCCCCGGCUUCUACACAGGCUCUCCAGGUUACAAGCUUUGCUUGCGUUUACACCUGCAGGCCCCCAAUGCCCUGCGUUGUUCCAACUUCAUCUCCCUCUUCGUCCACACCAUGCAAGGGUCUUUUGAUGGGCAACUGACGUGGCCUUUUCAAGGCGUCAUCAGGCUUGCCAUUCUAGACCAGGGUCCAGAGGGUCAGCAUCACAUGGAGGUGAUGGAAACAAAACCAGAUCUGCAAGCCUUUCAGAAGCCCACCAACCAGCGCAACCCCAAAGGAUUUGGCUAUGUUACCUUUUUGCACCUGCAUCAGCUGAAUCAGAGGGCCUUUGUCAAAGAUGACACCCUUCUUAUCCGCUGUGAUGCGACACCACGUUUUGACAAUAUGCUUCAACGUGAGGGACCAUCUGUGCAGCCAAGAGGACCAGAGGCAUCAGUUUCAAGAGACUGAAGUCAAACACAUACCUACUGGAUCAUCAUUACACUGAAAUGUGUGUACUUGGGGGUUACAAUACAUAUCCCAGUGUUCCAAUACUGCUCAGUGCAUUUUAUUUGUGGAUAAAAGGAUGAGAAGAGUUUAUGUUGUCAAUCAUUUAACAUUUGUAAACAGCAUAUAUGCUAGUAUUUAUUUGAAGUUUAUUUUAAUUGAUAAAACCAGUAUAUACUCUCAAUUAAUUUUACAGUCUGUAUGUCAUCACCCACAUAAUAUAAAUUGUGGAAGCAGUUUAUGUUUAAUCAGCUCAAGAUGACAAGUCUAUGCAGAUUACAGACUUCCCUCUCUCAUUGUGGUUAUCAGAAACAUUACUAAAUUGUAUGUAUUCUGUGGACUUUUUGACUUUGAGUGGCACCAUGGAGCACAAGCAGAUCCCCUCUGCUAUUGCAUACAAGGAUGUACUGCAUGUUGGUAUGAGGAAAACUAAGCUCUGAGAUACAGUUGGAACUGUAAGAAACAUAAUUUGCAUAUGUCCAAAAACAAUCUUUUACUUAAUUAUACUGAAAAAAAAAUUAAGAAUUUAAGAAAAAGUGCCACCCUACACCCUAAAACUGAUAUCAAAGUAAUAGACAUUUUAGUCUAGAACAGCUCUGACAGCCUCUCAUUUCAUUUCAAAAACAUGGAAUGUAUCCAUCAAAUGAACAAUUUUCAAAUCCAGCGUCACUAGUUUCGCUCCGAAAUAAUAUGCCUGCUUUUGCAUUGUAUUUAUAUGACACCAUGCAGUGAUUUGAGCCACUGCAGUGUCUUGCACUGUCUUAUCAUAGACCAUGCAGAUAGGCUUAAUGAAUUGAAUAUCCCACACACAUACUUUUGAAUCAUGUACACAUCUGAAAGAUAUACACACAUAAACACUGAUUUUAAUCACACACACACAUUAUUGAAUAUCUCACACAUUUAAAUCACAGGCACAGCCAAACAAAGAAAAUAAGCAUUUGUAAUAAUAGUCAGUAUUGCAAAAACAUAUGCAGCAUCUGACAGCAGCUUGAUUCACACCAAGAAACAGUUACAGGAAACACAUUUUUCCUAAUGAUAUCUUCAUGGUACGGGGGAAUAUACAAAAAAACAAAACAAAUGUUAAUUUAUAAUUAGCUGUCAGUUUGCUACCAGCAACUAUUAUUACUUUUACUCAUCAAUAUAAGGGAACUUUUUGUUUGCUCCAUAUCCUGGGUGACCUGUUCCAUCUUCUCCCCUUUCCUGUUUAACAUCUUUCUCUGGUUGACUUUGACAUGCAUCAUUGGAGAUGCUUGCCUUGGAGCCUGUUAGAGAAACUGAAAUUUAAUGUUACCAUGUCACUAGUAAAUUCAUAGUAAUGGCAGUGCAAUGGUGUAUUUUGGUAUUUUUGUCUCAAAUGUUGUGAUUUUUUUUUUUACUCACUUGGAACAUUUGGAGCCUCUUUCCCACAUUUGAGCGUGCUCUGAGCAAAGCAUUCUGCCAUCCAGGACAAUACCUCUCCACAAUAUCUAAUCUAGAGACAGGUCAGCCAGAAAUGACUGAAGGUCAUAUACAUUGAACCAUGCAUAAUGAGAUUUUCAUGUGAAACGAGCUCAGGAAAAUGCCACCACGUUAUCUAUCAAAAAGUACUAGUCACUUUUAUAUAGAUGGAACAACUGUGAUGUUUUCUCUCAUAUAUAUAUAAGAAAUAGAAAAAUAUGAUCCCUGUGUGUGCGUGGGUUUUUUCCUACAGUCAAAUUUGGGGAUUAGGGAAACUGGACACUCUAAAUUGACUGUAGGUGUGAGUGUGAGAGUGGAUGAUCAUUUGUGAUGGACUGGUGUGAGUGAGUCAGAAAAACAUGAGAUAAACACAAAAUAUACACAUGUAAUAUAGUAAUAUAAAUAUGUUAGAGAAGAUAUAGAAAGCUAUACAAGAAGGUAGAAAAUAUUAUAAUACAGUGUCGAGUGUGAAGUAAAAAAAAAAAACAUCUAAUCAGAUAAACAAACCAAAUAAACAACAAUGAAUAAUUAGUGCAAAUUAGCAGUUCUGUGUGAAGUUAUACAUUAAAAUGAUAUAUAUUUAUAUUUACCUGAGCCUCCAUGGAUGCCAGUCUUUUCUCUUGGUCCUUAACCCCACCUACAAUCCUUAGCAGACUCUGAACCCUUGGUCACAAACAUAAUCUUAUUUAGUUUGGCAAUAACCCCUUUUUACCACUAGAUGGCAAAUGAGCUCUAACACAAGCUUUGUUUUGGUGUAUGGCAAGUUUGUAUAGUACAUGAUCAGAAAGUGUUAAAUAAAAAUGUUUUAUCUUAUCAUAA